Westerdykella ornata is the source of this 1995-nucleotide messenger RNA. RefSeq lists its product as uncharacterized. Gene Ontology annotation, biological process: regulation of transcription by RNA polymerase II. The record is from RefSeq and is a predicted model, not a curated record. Gene Ontology annotation, cellular component: nucleus. Bases 1 to 1995 code for a protein of 664 amino acids. NCBI's taxonomy places the organism in Eukaryota, Fungi, Ascomycota, Dothideomycetes, Pleosporales, Sporormiaceae. Gene Ontology annotation, molecular function: DNA-binding transcription factor activity, RNA polymerase II-specific; sequence-specific DNA binding. The transcript is spliced from 2 exons.
AUGGGAGGGCCGGGGUUUCAGUGUGGCAUGUGCGAAAAGACGUUUCCAACGAAAGUCGCACUGCACCAGCACAUGCUGCAUCACAGGAAGCUCGAAGCCACAUGGGAUUGCGAAGUUUGUCACCAAACGUACGAAGACCGUUUGUCUCUAGAGCAGCACAAGAUCGCUAGCGGCCACAAGCCCGCCAAAGUAUUUGGUUGUGGGGUCUGUUCGAUGCAGUUCCCAACUCAAGCGGCGCUGGAAGAGCACAAGAGAUUUCCUUCCACAUGCAGCGACGCGUUCCGCGCUCCGCAAACGAAGAAAUCACGGUCGAAGGAGGUUUCAGCUGAUUCCCCUGCUCCGUUUGCCUUCGCUUCGCCCACGUACGACUACGAAGCCCCUCCUGUGGGCAGUCGGUUCGAACGACCUCCAAGCAUCUCUACCGUCAGACCAGCUACGGAGAAUUGUACCCAGACCAGCAUGGGAGAUGUACUUUGCAACGUUUGCGGAAGGUCGUUCCAGAGCCAAGGCCGGUACGCUCGCCACUUCCUAGGAUGCAAACCGCAGAACCCCGCAACGACGACCGUUCGAGAGGAAGAUAUGCAGGGCGGCGCUCCAGCGCAGAGUUUGCCGAUUCCAGCUGUUAUGCCGCAACAGUCACGCACGAGUCAAGCGUCCGCCACGCCGUUCAUUGCCGCUGUUACCGCCAGACAAUCUGUCGACCCAUCGCAAGGACGUAUAGAACCAAAGCAGAAAGCGACCACAAAGCCGCAGGUGAAGCCAACGAAUACCUUUGCCGAGUUGCCAUACCGAUGUACCUUUGCUGCUUGCCGUAAGGGUUUUCGAAGUGAGGCUGCCUUGAAGCAACAUCAAUUCGACUCCCACAGGGUUGAGACGGCGACUUUAAAUCAUGCUGUCCGAGAACAGCUGAAAAACAGUGGCUUACUUCGUGCGAGCCCCUUGCCCACUGCGGGCCGGCAGGUCAACAUGAACCCGACUUCACUUCGGCCAUCCCCGCACGUCGUACACGCCUCAAAUAGACCAAACCCUCCGCCAGCGGUAGUUCCAGCCACCAUCAAACAAGCCCCGGAGCAAGCUGUCGUUGUGGGUCCAGAAGACUUUCAUCAAACAAGCAAGGUCAGUGAACUCAUUGUCCGCCUUGUCUUGCAAGAUGACGUUCUGCUUCACCAUGGAGGGAAAAUCAUAUACGGAGGUGUCGAUUGGAAGCGGGUUCCUGUGGCUAAGCAAGGCGCUCUUCUGGACAUGUUCGAAGAGCAACAGCUAUGUCAUCUGCCCAAGUCUCUUCAACACGAGGAAUACAUCCCAGCACCAGCAGUGUUCAAGGACGAAUACCAGUACUUCUACCCUGUGGCUGAUUUCCAAACUUCUCCAGAUCCGUCCCUUACAAGACCAUGUCCUAGCAUUAUCUCUCUUACCUGCAUUAAGGUUGGCCUUACUAAUGGAGGGCAUGGAGCAGUCAAGGUUGCGGCUGUCGACGUAGCUACUUGUAGGAUUCUGUUGAACCAUCUUAUCUGGAUUGAGUCACAGGGCGUUCGUGACUGGCGCACCACCGUCACCGGCCUGAAAGGAAUGGAGGACCUCGAAGAAGCUCGAAAAGAUGGUUACAAGGUGUUCAAAGGAUGGGAGGCCGCUCGUUCUGCUAUCUGGAAGUUCAUCGACAGCGACACCAUCAUCAUCGGACACAACCUACGUGCUGACAUUGACGCCCUUCGAAUGAUACAUGGACGAGCAGUCGACGUUGCAAUCUUGGCGGAAAAGGCGGCGAAUGGUCCUGUCUCUAAACAGCAAUUGAGUUUGGACGCUCUUUCCAGGGAUCUUCUGAAGAUCAACCUGUCUACACAUCCCCGUUUCGGCCGCGAUGCCCUCCAAAAUGCUUUUGCCAUCAGGGAACUGGCACUCUGGAAGCUGAAGAACGAUGAUAAGUGGACGAAGUGGGCGAAAGAGAAAUCCCUGGACUAUCAGCGUAUUGGCAAGUUCGCUUCGCGUGCAGUCUAA